GCAGUCCUGCGAAGAAAGUGACCGCAGCCGGGCCACUCGAGGGGUGGGAGCGCGAACCGAGCGGACCAUCGCCGAGGGGGUUCCUACCCUCCAGGAGCAGACAGGAAACAGCGGGACGCUGAGCGCUUCGAAGCGGGAGAGCUGGAGUCCAACGGAACGGGGCGAAGGAGGGGAAGGAAGGCUGUCGUCGCUGCGGGCUUUUGGGCUCUUUAAUUUUACGCACAGCGGACCUGUGAAGACGCGGACAGGUCAUCCUCUCGCAACCGCAGACAGGCACCACGGAGUGAUUCACGCCCCCUCUAGCCCCCAUCACCUCACCCCGCCUGUCUGCCUCCAAUGCCGGGCAUUAGCUCCGCCGCGCCUCGUUAUGAAAACUGGGAAAUGGACCACUACCAGCACUACUUUUACGACGACCACGAUCCGGACGAGGACUUCUUCAUGUCCACGGCGCCCAGCGAGGACAUAUGGAAGAAAUUCGAGCUGGUUCCGACCCCGCCCAUGUCCCCCAUGCGGCUGCCCGCGGAAGGGUCGGGCCAGGUCGGGCUGCUCUGUCCCUCUCUCGGGGACAAGCUGGAGUGGGUUUCUCAGUUCCUGGGGCAGGACGACGAGCAUAAUCAGCAGCAGCAGCAGCAGCAGCAGCAGCACGCGCAGGAGCUGCCCUACAAGCUCGCGACCAGCGGCGACUCCUUCGGCAACCUGAGCUCCAUCAUCAUCCAGGACUGCAUGUGGAGCUGCUUCUCUGCCGGACAGCAGCUGGAGAGAGUGGUAGGGGAGCGUCCUCGGCUCGGCGCCGGAGGCAACGUUUUGUCUCCGUGGAAAGCCCAGGGUGCCCUCACCGACACGUGGUUCGCGGGUGGCCUGGCUGCGGACUGCGUGGACCCGGCUGCCGUGCUCACUUUCCCGCUUCCCGGAGGAUGCAAGAGAAAGGUGUCGUCCGGUUCAGAGUCGCACACAGACUCCUCAGAUGACGAAGACGAAAACGAUGAUGAUGAGGAGGAAAUUGACGUGGUGACGGUGGACCACAAUCAGCAGCAGCAGCAGCAUAAACCCCGUCGACUGGUCACCACCCGCAAACCGGUGACCAUCACGGUGCGAGCAGACCCCCACGACCCCGGCACCAAGCGUUUCCACAUCUCCAUCCAUCAGCAGCAGCACAACUACGCCGCGCCCUCCCCGGACACACUCCCCGCGGACCCCGAGCCCGCCCGGAAGAAGGUCCGACAGGGAGUCCCCGCUCCCGCGACCCAGCCUCACAGGAACUCUCUCCACAACCAGCCCCGGCCCGGCCAUGCGCCUCUGAACUUGGACAGGAGAAGGUCUCACUCCACUGUGGCCGGGGUGAGAUCAGAGUCCCCCAACCUUAGCGCGUCCUCUCCUACCUCGUCCUCGUCGCCUUCGUCUCCACCCAGCUCCUCCUCGUCGUCAUCCCACCAUUGCUUGCCGUCGAAGCCCCGUUCCCACAUGUCGAGCCCCCUGUCCUCAGACUGCGAGGACACGGACAAGCGCAAGGCGCACAACUUCCUGGAGCGGAAGCGGCGCAAUGACCUGCGCUCCCGCUUCCUCUUGCUACGGGACGAGAUCCCGGGGUUGGCGGACUGUGCCAAGACCCCCAAGGUGGCCAUCUUGACCCGAGCUACGGAGUACCUGCAGCAGCUCCACGCCGCCGAGAAACAGAAGACUCAGGAGAGGAAGCAGCUGAAGGCCAGGCAGCUGCAGCUGCUGCAGCGGUUGGCGCAGCUCAAACGCUCCUGAGAGCCGGAAUCGACCGCCGCCUUCACAUGAACCUUGAACUGAAGGAGAACUACAUAAAGUGGGGAAAAACACUGAGUUGGUCAUGCUGGAUUAGAGGAGUUGGAUUUGAUUUUUUUAAAUUUUUGCUUUUUUUUUUUUUCGAUUUGUGGUUUGCACAUCAGCUUCUGAGUGACAGAGCUAUCUGGACGGCCGUUUUCUGGCUGGUUUCCGUUUUACUAUCCUGAGGUCUCAAGGGAUUUCUGUUGGAUCUUGCAAGGGGGAAUUUACUCAUGGUUACUUGAUAUUUUUUUAAAUUUACCUCCAACAAGAACUAUUAAAACUUGUCUUAAAAUAAAAUUGGCAUUGUUAAUUGCUAGAACCACUUUGGUCAAACCCCCUGUUCUUUAUUACCUGGUCAAGAAUGUCAAAAUUCAUGAUUUUGCCAUUACAUCUUAGUUUUUCAGGCUUCCCCAACCUGCCCUCCCCCCUCCCCUAUUCUUCUCAUUUUCCUUAACAGCAGUUGGUCAGUCCUUGUUUGAAACUGGCUUGAAAUGAAGAAGUUUGAGUUGCUUUCCCUGCACCCAACCCUCCCUCCUCUUUUUAUUGCCCCAGUACCAUUUACUGCUGCAUGUUACAACAAAAUCCUUGCAGUUACAGACGUUUUUUUCUUUUUCUUUUUUGUAGCAAUUUUAGAAAACGGGUUAUGUCUGAAAUUUUCUUCAAUACAGGUCAUCAAAAUGAUAAUUAAAAAAAAACACUAAAAUAUUUACUGAGAUUUAUUGUUGUGCCAUGAAGAUCAGCCAAAAGGUGAAUGUCAGCUUAGGUUAAAAUAUUGGCUUAAAUCUGUGUUUU
Poecilia latipinna (sailfin molly) is the source of this 2583-nucleotide messenger RNA. It is a transcript of the gene myclb, whose product is annotated as MYCL proto-oncogene, bHLH transcription factor b. Gene Ontology annotation, biological process: regulation of DNA-templated transcription. Gene Ontology annotation, molecular function: DNA-binding transcription factor activity; protein dimerization activity. Bases 337 to 1752 code for a protein of 471 amino acids. The transcript has 3 exons. The record is from RefSeq and is a predicted model, not a curated record. NCBI's taxonomy places the organism in Eukaryota, Metazoa, Chordata, Actinopteri, Cyprinodontiformes, Poeciliidae.